AUGGUCAGCCCCAGCCAGCGGUCCAGCAGCACCCGCCUGCCGUUCUCGCCGCAGCCGCAGCCGCAGCCGCAACCGCACCGCUCCAAGAUCGUGCGCUUCCGUCGCAAAUGCUACCUCUCGCUGCUGUCCGCAUGCAUCCUCGUGAACGGCAUCCUCUUGCCCGCGACCACCGGCCUCAUGGCCCACAUCCUCGCCGUCACCCAUGACCAGGUCUCGCAGUACGGCGACGACUUGAAGCGCGGCAGUUCCUACCUGAUAGCCGCGUCGGGCGCCAUUGGACUGCUGGACGCCUGUGUGCUGUUCGUCAUGUCCCUCAUCCGCGACGACAUGCCCUUGAAGUGGAACUGGUCCGGAAAGGAAAAGCACCGAGAGUGGAAGCUCCCCAUCCAUCGCAUUGCGGCUUUCGUCGCACUCGCCGCCGUCUUGCGCGGAGCCGCCGCCGCCGCCUACUCCAACUACGACUACUGGGAAUCCAAGCAGAGCGUCGAGCAGAAUCUGGGAAGCAACGGCACCUACUACACCCCGGAAACCUGGAUCUGCACCGGUGCUGCCAACAAAACCAUCAUCGAGGGCGACCACCCCGAGUACAAAUGGAUGUGUCGCGAAGCCCAAGGAGGGCGCUACCUCUCCAUAUUGACCACCAUAAUCGCUGCCAUCACACUGAUCUUGGUUCUCUGGAGAUGGCGUCGCCGAAACCUCGACAGGCAAUACCAGCCCGUCGCCCACAGCCGGAGGCCGAGCGACAUCAUCCCUUUCGGCAGCGUCGAGAGUGGCCUGGGAAGCGGGCGGAGUUCGCAAGGCACGCGUUACCACAACCCCUCUAGUGUGGGCACUCCCCCGGCACAGCCUCAAGAAGUCGUCGGAAGGGAAGUGUACGAGAUGCCCGCGGAUUCAAUCCAUGAGAUGGAGCACCAUCCUAUGGUGCGCGACUCGGAUGAACUCUCGAUUCAGGGAGAGCCCAACGAGUAUUUUGCACCCGACGACCACAGGAACGGCCAGCGGCGUCGGUGUGGUUCUGACGAAGAAGGAAAAUGA
Molecule: messenger RNA, 1035 nt
Organism: Diplodia corticola
Lineage: Eukaryota; Fungi; Ascomycota; Dothideomycetes; Botryosphaeriales; Botryosphaeriaceae
Exons: 2
Coding region: 1-1035 (344 amino acids)
Source: RefSeq, a predicted model, not a curated record